Molecule: messenger RNA, 1207 nt
Organism: Hyaloscypha bicolor E
Lineage: Eukaryota; Fungi; Ascomycota; Leotiomycetes; Helotiales; Hyaloscyphaceae
Exons: 2
Coding region: 126-1145 (339 amino acids)
Source: RefSeq, a predicted model, not a curated record
GCUUCGGCAGCGGAGUUUAAGCUUCGUCCUAUCCCGAUCUUCAGCUAACUCCAACGUUUGCGGCCGAAAUUUCCAAAUAUCCCAAGAACCUCAUUGGGGAUUCGAUUAGGGUUUGUCGUGAAAGUAUGCCGCACCUCACCGAGUCCACACUGGUGCUGUCACCAGACUCAAGAUUCGCUUACUAUGAUUCUGGCCCUCCCCCUACAGAUGAACCGUACACAACCUACAUCUUUAUCCACGGAGCUUUAUUCAACCAUCGAAUAUGGAAACAAAUGGUCUCUUCCGUUCCCGCACACGCCCGAGCCCUAGCACACAGCACCAGAGGCUACAACGGCUCCUCCCCCUUCCCCAACCCAGACGCCUCCGAAUCGGAACUCCGGACUCUCAUCGGCCAAGACCUAGCAUCCAUCGUUGCUGGAUACAGCUCCCAGCUCUGCUUACUAUCGCACCCCAACUCAAAAAUAAAACUCCUCACGUGGUCCAUCGGCGUCUGCUCUCUUCUCUCAGCCUACAACCUCCUCGCUGAAGGCAAACUCGAACACGCCCAGGAGAAAGUACUCCACUCGCAUAUCAGCGAAAUAAUGGUCUUCGAGGGACCCUCAACUCUCGGCUUCGGGAUCCCGGCGUCAGCAGCCACAUUGGCGUUUCGAGCUGUAUUCGACUCUCUAUCGCCAGGUGAUAUGUUUGUUGCUGCAAUUCGACAAGUUACUGGCAUUUACGACUACUCGGAAGCGAUUUUAGAUGACGUGGUGAAGGGUGUGCCGACUAUGGAUGUGGUGUUCCAGCCACGGAGUUCGUUGGCCGAUGAUGAGGUGUUCAUGGAGAUUAUUUCCUCGAUUAUGGAUCCCGCGCCUUUGGGUAUUUAUAUUAAGGCGAGAACGCAGGAGAAUGACGAGGGGCUGGAGUGGUCGAGGAUGGCGUUGAAGGCUAUACUUGAUGCGCCUGGUGUGAAGGAGAUUAAAGUCCUAGCUACGAGGCAUACGGUUCCUGAUUGUCUUGAGGGGCCGGCAGUGCUGGUUGGGGAGUUGACGAGGUUGGAGGAGGCGCAGGUGAAGAAAAUGAGGUUGUGUUGGGUCGAGGGAGAGUAUAACCACUUCGUUCUUGUUCAGGCCCCAAAUGAAUUGUGGGAGGCGAUUAUGUCGUGAUGAGGAUUGUCAUGUGAGCAAAAUGCAAAGAUCUGCUUAGAAAUUUUAGAGGGUGGAUUGAG